Messenger RNA from Neolamprologus brichardi, 2500 nucleotides. The record is from RefSeq and is a predicted model, not a curated record. Lineage: Eukaryota; Metazoa; Chordata; Actinopteri; Cichliformes; Cichlidae.
AUGGCUUUCAUCUGAAAGUAUCACUCAUCCUGCUGAGCUGCUUGUCUGCUAUAGUAUCAGUUUGAGCAGAGCCAUGGAGAGACAUGGGCAGAAAGUGGUGCUGAUCACAGGCUGUUCCUCCGGCAUUGGCCUGAGGAUUGCCGUAAUGCUGGCCGAGGAUGAAAAGCAGCGCUAUCACGUAAUAGCUACGAUGCGUGACCUGAAACGUAAAGAUAAUCUGGUGAAAGCUGCUGGGGAUUUGUACGGCAAAACUCUUUUUGUGGCUGAACUGGACGUCUGCAGUGACGAGUCGAUAAAACAGUGUAUCGACAGCAUCAAAGAUCGACACAUAGACAUCCUCAUAAGUAAUGCAGGCAUCGGCCUGGUGGGUCCAGUGGAGAGCAUCCCUAUGGACGAGAUGAACAACGUCUUUGAGACCAACUUCUAUGGAUCAGUUCGCCUGAUCAAGGAGGUGAUGCCUGACAUGAAGAAUAGGAGAGCGGGACGCAUCAUAGUGAUGAGCAGUGUGAUGGGACUCCAAGGGGUGGCGUUUAACGAGGUAUACGCAGCUUCCAAGUUUGCUCUUGAGGGCUUCUGCGAGGGUCUGGCUGCGCAGCUUUUGAGUUUUAAUGUCAUAUUAUCAAUGCUGGAGCCAGGCCCCGUGCACACAGAAUUUGAAGUAAAGAUGAUUCAGGGCAUGAAAGAGAAGGAGUGGCCUAGUGUUGAUCCUGACACAGUGAAUGACUUCAGGAAUUUCUAUCUCCCUGGUGCUGUGGAUAUCUUUGAGAUACUGGGACAAACACCUGAUCACAUUGCCAAACGUACAAUGAGCAUGAUCGAAGCCAGCAAUCCAUAUUUCCACAAUCUGACCAACCCGCUGUACUCACCCCUUUUAGCGCUGAAAUAUGGCGAUGAAACUGGACGCCUGUCUCUCCAGGCCUUGUACUGCAUGCUAUUUACCCUGCGUCCUUUGAUGAACGUCAGCAUGCCCGUCCUGAAGUGCCUCACCUUUGGGUUCAUGAGGAAAUGGAGAAUUUCACCAAACUAGGCUUGAACAAUGUUUUGCGCAACCGUCUGAAUAAUAACUCAAACACUAUGAGUGUCUUUUUUGCUUUUGCAAAAAAUGCAUUUUGCUAAUAUGAACAACCCAAAGUUGCAAAUCAAUCACAAAUAAAGAAGACUAUAAGAAAGCUAGUCUUACACUAACAUUUUCAAAGAGUUUUUUGUCACUUUUCACAUUUCAUGCUGUUGAUAUGCAGUCUGCAUUGUAGUGAAGAGAAAUACACUAUACUCCCAAAAGUAUUCACUUAUCCUCCUUUGCAUUUAUAUCACAUUGAGUGACAUCACAUUCAUAAUCCAUAGUGUUCAAUAUGAUGCUAGUCCACUCUUUGAAGUUAUAACAGCUUCAACUCUUCUGGGGAGGCUUUCCAUGAGGUUUAGGAAUGUGUUUCUGGGAAUUUUGAUCAUUCUUCCUGAAGCACAUUUCUAAGGUCAGACAAUGAUGUUGGAUGAGGAGGCCAGUCAAGGUUUUCUACACCCAACUUCAAUGUCUUAAUGGACCUUUCUCAGAGAUGUUAGAACAGUUCCCAAAAUCAGCUGGAAGCAUGAAAUUAUCCAAAAUAUCUUGGUAUGCGGAAGCAUUUAGAGUAUAUUUCACUGGAACUAAGGGGCCGAGCCAAACUCCUGAAAAACAAAGCCACACUAUAAUCCUCCCUCCACCAAACUUUACACUUGGCACAGUGCAGUCAGACAAAUACGGUCCAAACCCACAUUUUCACCACUGCAUCCAACGCUUUGCAUUCUGCAUUCUGUCAAUGUAAAGCUUGGAUGGAAACCCUUUCCAUGAAGCUCUCUACAUACUGCUCUUGAGCUGAUCUGAAGGCCACAUGAAGUUUGGAGGUCUGCAGAAAGUUGGCGACCUCCGGACACUAUACUCCUCAGCAUCCACUUUUACAUGGCCUCCCACUUCGUGGCUGAGUUGGUCUGGUUCCCAAUCACUUCCACUUUGUUAUACUACCGCUAAGAGUUGGCUGUGGAAUAUUUAGUAGUGAGGAAAUUUCACAACCUUAUUUGUUGCACAGGUGGCAUCAUGUCACGGUACCACGCUCGAAUUCACUGAGCUCCUGAGAGCGAGCCAUUCUUUCACAAAUGUUUGUAGAAACGGUCUGCAUGCAGGAAUUCAAGAAUUUGGAUCACUGAGUGAAUACUUUUGACAAUAUAGUGUAUCUAUGUUCUCCUUUAUAGGACGUUAUGUUUCUGAAUAUAAAGAAACUGUAGCACAGUUCAGUUUAAUUGAUGCAGAUUUUAAAGGAUGUUAUCCUAUGCAGACUGCUAAACGAGCAGGAUUCACACUUACAAGACAACAUAGCAUUGCUUUACUUCAUUGUUUUAUCCUCAUCAGUCCAAGACACUCUAAUUUGUUCAGAGAGAACUCCAUCACGUCUGUAGCCUGAUCUGUAGCCUCUGCAUCAUUGUUUGAUUUCUUUUUCUCAUCAGUAUAUUAAAGUAAACAUCUUUGGGA